Messenger RNA from Setaria italica (foxtail millet), 1790 nucleotides. RefSeq lists its product as uncharacterized. The coding region runs from base 384 to 1475 and encodes 363 amino acids. The record is from RefSeq and is a predicted model, not a curated record. The transcript has a single exon. NCBI's taxonomy places the organism in Eukaryota, Viridiplantae, Streptophyta, Magnoliopsida, Poales, Poaceae.
ACCAUAAGGCUGGUUUGGUUUGGUUGGUGAGUUUUGUCCAGACACCCAACCUCCUCUUGACAACCAUGCAUGCCAAAGACCAAGGAACAAGCCCAAGCAAAGCAACUAAGCAAGCCAUGUCAGUUGUCAGGUGCAUAGAAUAGUAUGCCAAUUAAUCCUCUUGCUUCACUCAACUUCCUUUCCUCCCUCCCCUCCCCUUUGAAAUAACCUUCCCUACUCCUUCAAGAAACCUAUCAUACCAUCCAUUUGCAAACACAGAUUGAAUUUCACUUCCACACACCAUGCAUGUGUAGUACAAAACACAUGAACACAAACAAGUGGAUAUGGAUUAAGCCUGCAAGCAUUAUUUCUUGGUUAGUUGUUUGAUUCCUCUGGCGUCGUCCAUGCAUGGGCAAUUGAGCAUGAGGAUGAGGUGUCUCAGGCCGAGCGGUCGCCGGCGAUGCCCGCUUCUCGGCGGCGACACCGCCGCCUUCUGCGCGUCGCUCGUCGAGGGGAUGGCGCACCUCGAGAGCACGCUGGAGGUUGAUAAUGGCGUCGGCGGCGGCGCCGGUGUGGGGUCGGGGUCGGUGUCCAUGCGGUGGUGCGCGGACGCCAUGCGGCUGGUGAAGCGGAUGCAGCGCGAGAUGCUGGCCAUCUUCAGGAAGGCCGACGUGCCGGCGGCGGCCGCCGGCGGCGGCGGCUGGUUCGAGCACUACAUGCAGGAGACCGCGGCGCUGCUCGACUUCCUCAACGCGUUCAAGGCUGCCGUCUCGCGGAUGCACCGCUACUGCAUAGUCGUCGACUUCGCGGCGCAGGUCGGCCGCGCCGCCGGGGGCGACGGCGGCGGCGCCGCGGCCGCGGCCUCGCUCGUCGUCGAGAGCGCCGCCGCCACCCCUCGCACUGCGGAGGAGCCGGGCCAGGCGGCGUCAUCGGCCGCCGCCGCCGUCCGCGACAAGAUCGCGGACGCGAAGGCGGCGGUGGCCGAGGCGGAACGGCUGGAGAGGACGAUCAUCUCUGCUGGCGCCGGCGGGGACGCCGGCGGCAUGGUCAUCGUUACGCUCGUCGCCAAGAUCACGACGUCCGUCCUGUCCAUGUUCGUGCUCCAGGCUCUGACCUCCCCUAGCUCCCUCGACGCCGGCGGCGUGCAACCCGCUCUUGCGUCCUCCGCCGUUGACGUGCCGGAGCUGGAACCGUGGCGUGAGUCGCUGUCGCUGAUCCACGACCGGUUCCCGAGCCGGGCGACCGUCGCGGAGCACGAGAAGGUAGCCACGGUGGUCCGGGACCUGGUCAACGGCAAGGACGACGGCGGAGGCCGCCAUGGUAGUCAUCAGCAAGACGAGCUGGCGAGGGGCCAUGUGGAGCUGCUGAGAGCACGGUCAGGGGAGCUCAGGGAAGAGGUGGAGAUGUUCGACUGCGUUCUUGACGAAGUGUUUGAUGAGGUGAUCAGGGGCAGGAAUGAGAUGCUUGGGAUCCUCAGAGACAAGGCUCUAACCUAACCAUUGAUGAGGUGAGUUUUAGAUUAGCCUCUGGAUCAAUUGAUGGAUUAACCUUGUGCAGCUGGAAGAUCUUCAGAAGUAAUGUUGGGUUCAUGCUGAUUUCUGUUUGAUCAGUUGGGUUUGUUUUGCAAAUGGUGUAGAUAUGUAAAUUGUGUUAGUGUCCACGUGUGUAUGUAGAUGUGCAGAUGUUUAUUUUUUAUUUUUCAUACCCCUUUGGUUUCAACUUGUAUUAUUGACAGUGUUUAACAAGAGCAAAUUCUUUGUAUGCACCGCUGAAUACUUGUAAAAAAUCCAAUCUCAGGCCCCGCUAGGAAA